Molecule: messenger RNA, 1974 nt
Organism: Impatiens glandulifera
Lineage: Eukaryota; Viridiplantae; Streptophyta; Magnoliopsida; Ericales; Balsaminaceae
Product: LEAF RUST 10 DISEASE-RESISTANCE LOCUS RECEPTOR-LIKE PROTEIN KINASE-like 2.3
Exons: 3
Coding region: 1-1974 (657 amino acids)
Biological process (GO): protein phosphorylation
Molecular function (GO): ATP binding; protein kinase activity; polysaccharide binding
Source: RefSeq, a predicted model, not a curated record
AUGCCUUCUUCACUCCACCUUCUCCUUUCUCUCUCCACUUGUUAUUUCUUUUUCUUCCUCUUCCAAUCCUCCAAUGCACAAGAAUCCAACUCCUUAGACUCGGUCUGCAGACAAAGUACAUGCGGAAACGUCGUCAUCUCCUCCCCGUUUUGGACAAUCAGCUCUAACGAAACCUCUGCCGCCAACGCCUCCAGAGCUUACUAUUGCGGCUACUAUGGGUUCGGAAUUGAUUGUGUCGAUAAUCAACCCAUUUUCAGUAUUUCUAACGUUAACUACACCGUUCAAUCUAUCGAUUACAUCGAUAAAACCUUCACAAUCGUAGAUACGAACGCAAUCAAGGCCAACCCAUCAUGCCCCAGAGCUCGUCACAACGUUUCAAUCGAACAUCUCCCUUUGGUUUUCUCAAGUUCAGAUCUGAAUCUCACGUUUUACUUCAACUGCAGCAGCAAUUUGUCGAAUCACGCCAAUGAUAUACAGUGUUUGAAAUCUGGUGAAAAUUUAUCUUUCGUAUUUGUGAAGGGGAAGGAACCAGAGUUACAAGAUGGGGGUUUUAUUAAUUGGGCUUCGGAUUGCGAUGAGGUUGUGGAUGUGACGGUGAUCGAUGGGGAAAUCGAUCAAGGAAAUAAUCUAAUUGUGGGAUUUCCCGCGGCCAUGAAAAAAGGAUUCGAAUUGAAUUGGAGUCAAUCGGAGGAUUGUGAAAAGUGUAUGAACACAGAUGGGCGGUGCGGCGUUAGUAAACUUAGCGAUGGAACAGAGAAUUUCGCGUGUUUUUGCUCCGACGACGGCAGCUUCAAAACCACUGAUAAUCACUGCGGAGGAGGGAGAAGCCUUAAUCUGCCAAAACUAGUAGGUUUAGUAGUUGGAAGCUUGUUAUUUCUUUGUUGUUUUGGCUAUUGUUUGUGGAAGAAAAUUUGGUUCAAAGGGAUAAUAAUGUAUACCAAAUCCAAGGAUGAGGAGAAACUCGAGUCAUUCAUCAGAAAUCAUCAAACUAUGGCCUCAAUGAGAUAUACCUAUUCUGAAAUUAAGAGAAUCACGAAUUCUUUCAAAGAAAGAUUGGGUGAAGGAGGAUAUGGAACAGUUUACAAAGGAAAACUCCUCAAUAAUAACCGUCUUGUAGCCGUAAAGAUCCUUAAUAAAACAAAAGGGAGUGGAGAAGAUUUCGUCAAUGAGGUCUCGAGUAUUAGUAGGACAUCACAUGUUAACAUAGUCAACCUCUUGGGGUUUUCUCUCCAAAGUGGAAAAAGAGCUCUAGUUUAUGAGUUCAUGCCUAAUGGAUCAUUGGAUAAAUUUAUUCACAAGGAUUUUGUGCGGAUGGGGAAGUGGGAAAAGUUACGCCAAAUUGCAACAGGAAUAGCUCGAGGACUUGAGUAUUUGCACUUAGGUUGCAACACACGAAUACUGCAUUUCGACAUAAAGCCAGAAAAUAUUCUACUAGAUGAGAAUCAUUGUCCUAAGAUCUCGGAUUUUGGUCUUGCCAAGAUGUGUGCCAAGAACGAAAGUAUCGUGUCAAUGUUUGGGGCGCGAGGAACCAUUGGAUACAUAGCUCCAGAAAUAGUAAGUCGAAUAAUAGGACCAGUCUCAUACAAGUCAGAUGUUUAUAGCUAUGGAAUGUUGGUAUUGGAAAUGGUUGGAGUGCUGAAGAACACAAAUAACCGUAAUGAGAAUAUGAUGGAGGCAAGUAGUGAGAUGUACUUUCCAGAUUGGGUUCACAAGCAUCUUGAAGAAGACAAUAUUGAAGACUUAUUACAAGGAGACAUGAAAAAUGAAGAAAUUGAUAUUGCAAGAAAGAUGAUAUCAGUUGGAUUGUGGUGUGUACAAAUGGACCCAUUGAAAAGGCCACAUAUGAGUAAGGUCGUGGAAAUGUUGGAAGGUACCCUAGAUGCAAUGCACAACCCCCCAAACCCUAAUGCUCUUUCCUCGAGUGUUAUUGCAAACUACUCUUCUUUGAGCUCAGUGGUGGGUGAUUUUGUGUAG